Messenger RNA from Cryptomeria japonica (Japanese cedar), 1500 nucleotides. RefSeq lists its product as uncharacterized. The transcript is spliced from 7 exons. The record is from RefSeq and is a predicted model, not a curated record. NCBI's taxonomy places the organism in Eukaryota, Viridiplantae, Streptophyta, Pinopsida, Cupressales, Cupressaceae. The coding region runs from base 379 to 1113 and encodes 244 amino acids.
UUAUUAGCCUAUAGUAUAUAUCAUUUUUACCAUUCAAAUUUCCCAAGUAGCAGCUUUCACCGGGGAAGGUGUCUCACGCCGGGGAAAACAACUUUCACGCAGAUGAAACAUUCUUCGCCCCACGCCUGAAAAUAAAGUAUAAUUCGCAACCAAUAGCUUCGUUUAAAAGGCUGCAAAAAUCUUGUCUUGAGGCAGCAGCUGGAGGGAGAGUGGUUCUGAUUCGUUUCAUUUUAAAACAAAUUCUGCUCUGGUAGGAUUUCGUAAUAACUUUCCUGCAACUCUGCCCAUUAUUUCACAUCAGCAUCGUUGACAGCACAACUCAAUUUGUGAAGAAUCUUUAGAUUUUGGGUCCAUAUUGUUGCAUCUCUGAAUGAGACAAUGUUUGGUUUCUCCUAUGGAGAGGUGCUGCUACUUUUAGGAGCAACCGUUGCUGUUAUUGGGCCAAAAGAUUUUCCGAGGAUUGCUAGAGCGGCUGGCAGGUUAGCUGGUAAAGCAGUAGGCUAUGUCCAAAGUGCUCGAGGACAGAUGGAAACUGUCUUGCAUCAAUCUCAAGCUACUCAGAUCCACAAGGAGCUUCAAGAUGCAUUGGCACAGGUGGAGGCCAUCCGUUAUGAGAUUAGGAGUGUAUCUUUAAUGAAUCCUGGCCCUAUGACACGGAGAUUUGUUGAGGGUUCAGGGCCAGUGCUUACUUCUGAUAAUCCUCUUAACAAUGGUUCGAAUACAUUACAAGAUACUGAGAGAAUGGCACAUACGGAGAGCAACUCCAGGGUCUUUGAAAUGGGUGCCUCAAGUUCUGCCCAACUACAAUCUCAAGCAGCAGCUUAUGCACUCCUUGCAGGAUCCCAAGGCACGGAAAUUAAAACUGUAGGAGCCUCUGAUGAUUUUUCUGCCCGGCAACGUGAGAGUGGGCAUUUGCAAAAAAUUGACAAGACUGUAGUUUUACCUGUCUCUGCUGAAUUAACAGGGGUUUUAACAAAACACAAAGAUUUCGCAGGUUCGGAUAUUGUCUUAGAGGCCAUUUUGGAGGCUGAUGUGGCACGUCAUGCAAAAGAGUUUUUCAAGCAACCAGAAGCCCAAAGUUUGUCUGGUUCUGUUGAGAGCGUUCAAAAGUGAUGUUUUAUGGUGACAGCAGUGAAAGUGGAAGGCACAUCUAGUAUCUAGUUAAACAUCCAUUAGAUGCUUUGGUAAUAACUACUUAUUUCAAUGAUUCUGAGAACUAUUUUACGAGCUUCCAAGCUCCAAGCUGGUUUUGAAUAUGAAUUAACUUGUAAUCAAGCAUUUCCUUCAGUACAGAGCUUAGGUUAAGAGGUUUUAUUUUUGGUUGAAAAAAUACAUCUUUGUAUAUAUACAAAUGGGAGAAACGAAGUUGCAUCAGCUGAUAGUUAGCACUUCAAGACUGUGGUGCCCAUCCCCCGGGUGUACCAAGGUUUUGAGAAUGGUUAAGGAAAACCAUAGUUUUUCAUCUUUAUUUGUUUGCAAUACAGUUUCUUUUUCUCCUUA